UAACAAUGGUGACAGACGUGCAGCUCGCCAUAUUUGCCAACAUGCUUGGCGUGUCAUUAUUCCUACUGGUCGUGUUGUAUCACUACGUCGCAGUCAAUAACCCCAAGAAGCAGGAGUAGGGUGUGCCAACAUGAUCGGAGAGAUGAGAUGGGCAUUGAAGCCGCCACCUUGGAAACAACAUUCCACAUCAUCCCAGCCUCUUUCCAAGAGAUGAAUUUCUAUGUUGCUCUGGUUGCACAUUUUUUUGUAUAAUAAAAAUGUAAAGGACA
Pleuronectes platessa (European plaice) is the source of this 269-nucleotide messenger RNA. RefSeq names its product oligosaccharyltransferase complex subunit 4 (non-catalytic) (gene ost4). NCBI's taxonomy places the organism in Eukaryota, Metazoa, Chordata, Actinopteri, Pleuronectiformes, Pleuronectidae. The coding region runs from base 6 to 119 and encodes 37 amino acids. The transcript is spliced from 3 exons. The record is from RefSeq and is a predicted model, not a curated record. Gene Ontology annotation, cellular component: oligosaccharyltransferase complex.